Molecule: messenger RNA, 3164 nt
Organism: Silurus meridionalis
Lineage: Eukaryota; Metazoa; Chordata; Actinopteri; Siluriformes; Siluridae
Exons: 10
Coding region: 116-1606 (496 amino acids)
Source: RefSeq, a predicted model, not a curated record
UCGUACACAUGGCGAGAAAGAACAUGAAAAGAGAUGCAGAACAUUUAGACUGGAUUUGUGUCUCCAAGCAGCUCUACACCAACCCCGAAACAUCCAGCAGACAGUGCAGAAAAUUAUGCCAAAUAAAGAAGAACAGUGUGAUUUCCUGCUGGAUCUGUACUUCCAUGUGAAGCAGUAUGAGAGUAAAACAGGCAGCAGUGUUCUUCCAGCAUUACAACCAGUUUAUCAGUCAGUUUCAGUCUGGUCCAUAAAUCUCUCAGAGAGAAAAGUCUCCCUCCUCCUAGAAGUGCUGAAACUCCAAACACAGAAGAAACCAGUGGAGCUGAGAGACAGUACAGAUGAAGAGAGUGAAGUGAGGAGUUUCCUUCAAUGCCUGCCCUACAUCCCAGAACUCAGGUUUAAUGUGUUUAAGUCUAAACAUGGAACAGAGGAACAAAACAAGAGAUUUAAAAAAUUUACACUGGACUUGUGUCUGCAAGCAGCUUUACACCAACCACAAAACAUCCGGGAGACAGUGGAGAAAGUAACAGCAUAUGAUGAUGAAGAACAGAGUGAUUUCCUGCUGGAACUGUUCUCCCAUGUGAAGCAGUAUGAAAGUAAAACAGGCAGCAGUGUUCAUCCAGCCUUACUGCCAGUUUAUCAGUCAGUUUCAUACUGGUCCAUAAAUCUCUCAGAGCGAAAAGUGUCCCUCUUACUAGAAGUGCUGAAACUCCAAACACAGAAGACAGAAGUGGAUCUGAGAGACUGUACAGAUGAAGAGAGUGAAGUGAUUAAUUUUCUUCAGUGUCUGCCCUACAUCUCACAGCUCAGGUUUAAUCAGUUUGAGUCUAAACAUGGAAAGAAAGGGCAAGAAAAGAGAUUAAGAAAAUUUAAAAUGGACUUGUGUCUGCAAGCAGCUUUACACCAACCACACAACAUCCAGCAGACAGUGGAGAAAGUAAUAGCAUAUGAUUAUGAAGAACAGAGUGAUUUCCUGCUGGAUCUGUACUCCCAUGUGAAGCAGUAUGAGAGUGAAACAGGCAGCAGUGUUCUUCCAGCAUUACUACCAGUUUACCAGUCAGUUCCUGAUGUCUGGUCCAUAAAUCUGUCAGAGAGAGAAGUUUCUGUAUUCCUAGAAGUGCUGAAACUCCAAACACAGAAGAAACCAGUGGAGCUAAGAGAUUGCACAGAUAAAGAGAGUGAAGUGAAGAGUUUUCUUCAGUGUCUGCCCUACAUCUCACAGCUCAGGUUUAAUUCAGACUCUGCAUCCAUCUGGAUCCUUCAGUGUCUGCCCUACAUCUCACAAUUUAGGUUGAAUUCAGACUCUGCAUCCAUCUGUUUUUUGCUGAAUCUGAGCAUCGCAGCUGUCGACUGUCAAUCAUAUAAAGGAGAGAAUUUCACUGAGCUUCUGGCAUCAGUGUGCAGCUACAACACAUUCCCUUUUGGUGUAGAGUUUCAUGGAUUCCAAGAAAAACAAAGUGAUUUUCUGCUGGAUCUGUACUUCCAUGUGAAGCAGUAUGAGAGUGAAACAGGCAGCAGUGUUCUUCCAGCAUUCCUGCCAGUUUAUCAGUCAGGUCCUGAUGUCUGGUCGAUAAAUAUCUCAGAGAGAAACAUCUCCUCCUCCUAGAAGUGCUGAAACUCCAAACACAGAAGAAACCAGUGGUGCUGAGACACUACACAGAUGAAGAGAGUGAAGUGAGGAGUUUCCUUCAGUGUCUGCGCUACAUCUCACAGCUCAGGUUGAAUUCAGACUCUGCAUCCAUCUGUUUUUUGCUGAAUCUGAGCAUCGCAGCUGUCGACUGUCAAUCAUAUAAAGGAGAGAAUUUCACUGAGCUUCUGGCAUCAGUGUGCAGCUACAACACAUUCCCUUUUGGUGUAGAGUUUCAUGGAUUCCAAGAAAAACAAAGUGAUUUUCUGCUGGAUCUGUACUCCAUGUGAAGCAGUAUGAGAGUGAAACAGGCAGCAGUGUUCUUCCAGCAUUCCUGCCAGUUUAUCAGUCAGGUCCUGAUGUCUGGUCGAUAAAUAUCUCAGAGAGAAACAUCUCCCUCCUCCUAGAAGUGCUGAAACUCCAAACACAGAAGAAACCAGUGGUGCUGAGACACUACACAGAUGAAGAGAGUGAAGUGAGGAGUUUCCUUCAGUGUCUGCGCUACAUCUCACAGCUCAGGUUUAAUUCAGACUCUGCAUCCAUCUGUUUUUUGCUGAAUCUGAGCAUCGCAGCUGUCGACUGUCGAUCAGAUAAAGGGGAGAAUUUCACUGAGCUUCUGGCAUCAGUGUGCAGCUACAACACAUUCCCUUUUGGUGUAGAGUUUCAUGGAUUCCAAGAAGAACAGAGUGAUUUUCUGCUGGAUCUGUACUCCCAUGUGGAGCAGUAUGAGAGUAAAACAGGCAGAAGUGUUCUUCCAGCAUUACUACCAGUUUAUCAGUCAGGUCCUGAUGUCUGGUCCAUAAAUCUCUCAAGAGAAACAUCUCCCUCCUCCUAGAAGUGCUGAAACUCCAAACACAGAAGAAACCAGUGGUGCUGAGACACUAUAAAAUUGAAGAGAGUGAAGUGAGGAGUUUCCUUCAGUGUCUGCCCUACAUCUCACAGCUCAGAUGCGGUGAAAAUUUAACUACACGUUUAAUUAAAGCCGUUGUUGAGAAUGCAGAAGAUACAGAGUUGGUGAAGGAUUUCUUUGCUGCCACGGACUCCAUCUUCAUUAUAGAUUGGGUUUUAAGCACUCGUGAGUGCAGAGCUGUGGGAAAAGUGCUGAAAGUCUCGGACUCUAAUCUCAAACUCACUCUGACACCCCGGGGCAUCUCUCUCCGUGGACUCAGGCUUCUCUUCAGCCACAGAACGCACCUUCAGAAACUCUGCCUGAGUGGACGUGUGGUACAGAGGAUGGUCCAAGCAUUUCGAGCAGUGAGAUCCUGUGCCUCAGUGGUCAUUGAUGAGCUCUGCAUGGACCUAAACAGCAUAACACCAAAUAAAACGAUCACAUAUCUGAGCAGUUUGUGUUCCCUUCUGAACAUAUGGACUGUUCACUGUGUGAACCUCAGUAAGUGUAGAAUAGAUGCUCAUUCUCUCAUCAGUCUCAUGUGUCAUCCUGGGCAUUUACAAAUCAGGUUAUCAAAAGAGACUCUCCAGAAGUUUACUGAUCUGCUGUGUGAGGUGAGGGAUGGAGAACUGACCCGCUUUUUCCUGG